Messenger RNA from Suillus plorans, 3852 nucleotides. RefSeq lists its product as uncharacterized. The coding region runs from base 1 to 3852 and encodes 1283 amino acids. The record is from RefSeq and is a predicted model, not a curated record. The transcript has 8 exons. NCBI's taxonomy places the organism in Eukaryota, Fungi, Basidiomycota, Agaricomycetes, Boletales, Suillaceae. Gene Ontology annotation, molecular function: protein binding.
AUGUCGGAGCUCAUUUCAAUCACUACACCCCUGCGAGAGUUCAAAGGUCAUGAAGGCUUCGUAACGGCAAUCGCAGUGUUUCCUGAUAAAAGAUGGAUGGUUACGGGCUCAUGGGACAAUAUGCUUCGUCUGUGGGACUUGAAGACAGGUGUGAUGUUGAAGCAGAUGGAGGGGCAUCGCAAUUUGGUGCUGGCAUUGGCAGUAUCACGAGAUGGGCAAUUGAUAGCAAGCGGUGAUAGAGACGGCGACAUCAUCGUCUGGCACGGAGAAACUGGCGAAUCACUCACCAAAAUCAAAGCCCACUCCAAUCAAAUCUCCUCGCUGGAUUUGUCUCCCGAUGGGACAGUGCUGGCCACUAGUGGAUAUGACGACAGAAUAAUAAAACUGUGGAACACCAAAAUCUUGGGGCAACGAGGAGACCCGAUUGCAAUUGAGUGUCGCGAUGUCCAUUGCGUACGGUAUUCGCCCUCUGGAGAACUUCUUGCCAUCGCAACAGACAAGAAUAUCCAAAUUUAUAAUACAGCCACCAGGAAAUGUAUCACAUCCCUCAACGCUCACAAAUACAACUUCUUACUCGCAUGGAUGCCCGAUGGCACACGCCUUCUCGCAGGUGGCAGUGGUUCUGAUCCUACCAUACGUGAAUGGGAUGCAACAACCUGGAAGCAGGUCGGCGAUCCUUGGACGGGCCACCUUAACCAUAUCAGUGCCAUUGCUAUUCAUCCUGCUGGCACACUCGUCGCAUCCGCAUCCCAUGACAAACAUGUCCGUCUCUGGCGGCUCUCAGAUCGACGAACCGUUGCCACCUUCAAGCCCUCAUCUACCCAGUUCUGCAUCACUUUCUCCGUGGACGGUAAUCACAUCCUCAGCGGAGGUGAAAAUCAGAUGAUCUCGGAGUGGACAACACCUCAGGGUUUCCAUCCAAAGGCAUGUUUCCCCAUCACGAGAGCUCGUGAUGCAUGCAUAGAUGGGCACUUGUCUACUGCCGAAGAACUACUCACGCAAGAUAUCAACACCGAUGACAACAACCAUACUUCCUAUGCCCAUCGCUCAUUCGUGAUGGCCCGACAAAACAACUGGGAUCACGCCAUUCAGGAUGCUAUCAAGUCCAUCAGCAUUCAGCCCUCAUUGACAGGGUACAUCUCCAAGGGUAUUGCCCUCUGCGGAAAAGGCCGUGUCCCGGAUGCAAGGGCAGCAUUUGAUGUUGCAUCAAUGUACACGGACAAAGAUUCACAGAUCCUCCAUUUCCUGCUCUUGAUCAAAGUCAUUGCCCUCUUCAAUGCAGAUCAACAUGACGAGGCCAAUAUGCUCCUCAAAGAACUCGCUGCUGGUUGUCCGAAUACUGAUGCUCUCGCGUGUGAUGUCGUGCAAGCAUAUCUGCGUGUUCAACUCGGAAUCAAGGCCUUGGAUGGCGCACGUCACGAAGAAACCGCUGACCAUUUCGCCGCUGUCCUCAACUCCAGCGCUUUCUCAUCGAGUUCACCCAUUCAUUUUAUGUACGAGGACUUGGUAGUGGUGCGUGAAUACACACCCGAAAUCCUUUUCAUAACCGAGUCCCUUGUCCAGCUCUUCGGCUGGGAUAUCAAAUCAUUGUGGUUCACUGCAAACCAGAAACGUUGCGAUGCACUCCUUCAGGCAGGCAAACUUCAAGAUGCUGUCAGAUCAUACCGGUACAUGAUGGGCAAUAUCGAUGAAACGACAAAGGCCAGCUGCCUUCAAUGGUUCAACGGCAAGUCUCCAGUUCCUUUCACGGAAAAAUGCAGCGCGCUUUCACUUACCAGCGGGGAUGCUGCCUUCGCUGCAAGCGACUAUGACAGGGCUAUUGCCCUUUACUCGGCAGUGAUCGAACUGAAUUCUGCGUCUGAUGCUGUCUUUGCAAAUCGUAGUAAGGCAAAGUUAGCUAAAAUGCUAUGGGAGGACGCGCUUCUCGACGCGCAAAAGGUGACCGAGCUCAAUCCUUCAUCUCACGUUGGAUACCAGUUGACACAUGCAGCGCUGCGUGGCGCGCAACGUUACGACGAAGCCAUUAAAGCCUUCAAAAUUAUGUUGUCCAAGUUGGACAAUUCUCCCGAAGUGCAGACGCAAGAACUGCUCCGGCAGUAUGUCUGUCCAUCCGAAGCAGAAGCCGCUAUUCAAAGAGCUGUUUGGAUUGAACUCGAAUAUGCACCGCUACGUCUACUUAAUACUUCUACGGGUCUUCCGUGCGAUCGAGCGGCACAAAUAAACGCCUUCAAAAUGAGUGCAGAGUACAAGGAGCUUUUGUCAAUCACAACGAAGCAUUCAGACCUCCAAAUGGGCCGCAUCAAGGAAAUGGUAGCAAUAUACUUCCGCUGCGUCAUGUUAUCACACAGGUGGGAAGAGAAAGAGGCGCUGCUGCACGACAUCCAGGAUAGAGAUGUGCGCGAGUUGAAUGGACCUGACGGCAUGGCGAAGCUGCAGUCGUUCUGCAAAGUCGCUCGUGAUGCUGGGUAUCGUUGGGCGUGGAUGGACACAUGCUGCAUCGACAAGAAAAGCAACACCGAGCUUCAAGAAUCGGUCAACUCCAUGUUCGUCUGGUACCGCCAUUCAGCGCUCACCAUCGUCUAUCUAUGCGAUGUCCUUCCUUCAUCCCCGCCCGGUGCACUGUCGAGGAGUGUUUGGAACAAGCGUGGAUGGACCUUUCAAGAAUUCCUCGCUCCGAAAGUUGUUAUCUUUUAUCGGAAGGAUUGGUCAUUAUAUCUCGACGAUCGCUCUCCCAACCACAAAGAGUCCCCUGCCAUCAUGAAGGAGUUGGAGGAUGCGACGGGGAUAGAUGCGCAGACCCUGGUGGCCUUCCGCCCAGGCAUGAGCGGCGCCCGAGAGAAACUGCAAUGGGCAUCGAAGCGCGUCACCACCGUGCAAGAAGAUGUCGCGUACUCAUUAUUUGGCAUCUUCGGCAUCACACUACCUGUCAUUUAUGGCGAGAAGAAGCAUAACGCGCUCGGGCGGCUCCUGCAGGAGAUCGUGGCUCGGUCGGGCGACAUCUCUGCUCUCGACUGGAUCGGAGAACCCUCCGAGUUCAAUAGCUGUCUUCCGGCCCAUAUCACCUCCUACGCCGCUCUUCCAUGCACCCUUUCACCUUUGUCUGAAGAUCAUAUUCACACGCAAGUCUUUUCGCUGCGACAAACCGUGGCCGCAGAUCUAGCAUUGAAAUUUUAUAAUCAGCUUGAACAGCUUAGAGCUCCUCGCUUUUCAAACUGCAGACUUCAUCUUCCUUGUAUUUCAUUCCGUGUCACAGAAGUCAGACGGAGGCGCGGUCUAGCCCAGGAGACUCCCAUCACUUAUGGAAUCAAGGCAGAAGGGCUUCACGACCUGCUGGUCACCACUGAAGAGGCCCUAGUUCAGUUCUCGCGGGCAAAGCCCAUUCGGCGGACGUUCUUGCUUGUCCGUCCAUGGGAUCGGCAUCUCCUCGGGGUACCUGACUUUGCAGAGCAGUCUGACUUUGCUGAUGAUACAGAGAGUAUAGGAGAUUGGACCGAGCCCGGGUCCCCGAUGGACUACUCCGAAGAGUUACCAGGCGAUUCGCCUGUUGAAGAGGAGCCUGGUUCACCAGCGUUGCAGCUAAUGGUUCGCCUCGGACAGCCUUUCGACGCAUUUUUGCUAGCGCAGCAGCGUAUCGGAGAAUACAAGAGGAUCGCAUCGGACUAUAACAUCGUUGCACAAGUCAAGGACAUUGCAUCGGUUGAUAACAUGGACGUCGAUACUAUAGAAAUACUGUCACAUUCAUCGAGCAAUUUCUCUUCCGUCAUCAUGCAUCAGCCCCGGACCUGCAAGAAACUCGUUAUCCGCGUUGCGAGAGUCACCGACAAGUGGAAGCACCCAUGCAAAGACUGUUGA